GGAGAAAGAUCCAGAGAUAAUUAAACAAAAACACUUAGCAUAAAAAGAUUUUGAGAGGGAGAAGAAAGGGCGAUCGAUUAGGGUUUUUGUAAUUUUCGUCUGAAGAUUCUAUAUGAACGGAGUGAUGAACUCGUUGGAAGCUGUGAUAGCGUCAAUCCAAGGCUUAUCGGGGAGUGCUGGGGAUUUAUCUGCACUUCACGAUCUUUUGAGAGGAGCUGAGAACUCGCUCCGAGCCGAACCCGAUGUUAAUUUCUCUACUCUUACCCAGCUCGACGCGUCGAAGCAUUCUCUCGGUUACCUCUAUUUCCUUGAGAUACUUACCGCUGGUCCAGUAUCGGACGAGAAAGCUUUUGCCGAGGUUCCGAUAAUUGCACGGUUCAUCAACUCUUGCGAUGCUGAGCAGAUUCGUUUGGCGAGUGAUAAAUUUGUAUCCCUUUGUAAGAGAUUGAAAGACCAUGUCGUGAAGAUUAAAGAUCCCCUGCGAGGGGUAGCCCCACUGUUGACCGCUGUUCAGAAGCUUCAGGCCUCCCCAAAAUGUUUGACUGCGUUGCAUCCAGAUGUUCUUCAACUCUGUUUGCAGACGAAGUUGUACAAGACUGGUUCCUCCAUUAUUAGUGAUGAUAUCUUAGAGGUUGACCUGCCAAAAGACUUUUUUCUCUAUUGCUACUAUGGGGGAAUGAUAUGUAUCGGACUGAAGAGAUUUCAGAAAGCAAUAGAGCUUCUUUACAAUGUUGUGACUGCUCCUAUGAAUCCUGCGAGUGCCAUAGCCGUUGAGGCAUACAAAAAGUACAUAUUGGUGUCUCUCAUUCACAAUGGGCAUUGUGCUAACAGUCUCCCCAAAUGCGCUUCUACUAUAGCUCAGAGGACCUUCAAGAACUAUUCUGGACCUUACAUUGAUCUGGUUAGUUGUUACAACGACGGGAAAAUUGGUCAACUAGAGGCGUUGGUUGUGGCCAAGAGUGCUGAUUUUGAGAAGGAUAAGAAUCUUGGAUUGGUUAAGCAAGCAGUGUCAUCCCUUUACAAGCGUAACAUUCUGAGGUUGACCCAGAAGUACUUGACCCUGUCGCUUCAAGAUAUAGCCAACAUGGUCCAACUUGCUAAUGCUAAGGAGGCGGAAAUGCAUGUGCUUCAGAUGAUCCAGGAUGGUCAGAUACAUGCACUUAUCAACCAGAAAGAUGGAAUGGUCAGAUUCUUGGAGGACCCUGAGCAGUACAAAACUAGUGAAAUGAUUGAGACCAUGGAUUCUGUUAUACAAAGGACUGUUAGGCUGUCGAAGAAUCUCUUAGCCAUGGAUGAGAGCUUAUCAUGUGACCCUUUAUACCUGGGAAAGGUUGGAAGGGAAAGACAAAGGUAUGACUUUGGAGACGAUUUUGAUACUGUCCCUCAGAGGUUCUCCAUGUAAACAGCAAAAGACCAAAAGCACCAGAACCUGGCUCAAGGCAAACCGUAGUUGUGAAUCUUGAGAAUGUUACUCUUUAUUUCUUCGUUCAUUUUGGUUGGUUUUAAAUGUUUCAUAUUUUUGUCACAUUGGCCAACAAGUAGAGAAGAUCAUUAUGGACCCGCAAAUCUUUAUCGUACUUGAAAAAUUACCCUUUGCCGUUU
Camelina sativa (false flax) is the source of this 1602-nucleotide messenger RNA. The record is from RefSeq and is a predicted model, not a curated record. NCBI's taxonomy places the organism in Eukaryota, Viridiplantae, Streptophyta, Magnoliopsida, Brassicales, Brassicaceae.